This is a messenger RNA of Myotis lucifugus (little brown bat), 424 nucleotides long. RefSeq names its product C-type lectin domain family 10 member A-like. Gene Ontology annotation, molecular function: signaling receptor activity. The transcript has 3 exons. Lineage: Eukaryota; Metazoa; Chordata; Mammalia; Chiroptera; Vespertilionidae. The record is from RefSeq and is a predicted model, not a curated record. Bases 1 to 396 code for a protein of 131 amino acids.
AUGGACCGGCUUCUGGCACAUGAAGGCAGCUGCUACUGGGUCUCUGGUACUGGGAAGCCCUGGCCCGAAGCCGAGAAGUACUGCCAGCUGCAGAAUGCCCACCUGGUUGUCAUCAACUCCAGAGAGGAGCAGACUUUUGUCCAGAAGCACAUAGGCUCCUCAUAUACCUGGAUGGGCCUCAGUGAUCCUGAAGGAGCCUGGAAAUGGGUGGAUGGAACAGACUAUGAGACCAACUUCAAGAACUGGAAGCCGGGCCAGCCAGACGACUGGCAGGGGCAUGGGCUGGGUGGAGGUGAGGACUGUGCCCACUUCCACCCGGAUGGCAAAUGGAAUGACGACGUCUGCCAGAGGCUCUACCGCUGGAUCUGUGAGACCAGCAUUAGCAGGUCCAGAUAGGAGUGUCUUAGAGCUGCUUCCUGUGGAC